AUGGUAGACGCUAUGCCGUUAAGUGAAGGUGUUCCACCGUCUGCUCCAUCUUCAACCCAGGAAAAAGAAAAACCGGCGGCGGCGGCGAAUCAGACACGCAUGAAAGGGAAAAGUAGCGGGCGGUCACAUGGAUCCCUGACAUCAUCGCGCCCUCUCGUCGACAUCUUCUUCUUCUUUUCCGCUGCAAGGGGAGGAAUAACUCUUAUGGACAAGCGGACUGCCGGGAUGAGGAUGAAGAUGAGGACGAUGGGGAGGACGGGAGAUGUCUUCCUCCUCCUGCUGGCCUGGCGCAUCCUCAACGCCCUUCUCGUCCGGACCUUCUUCCAGCCCGACGAGUUCUUCCAGUCGCUUGAGCCUGCAUGGGGGAUUGCUUUUGGCCGGGACAGUGGCGCCUGGAUUACAUGGGAAUGGAAUCACCAGCUGCGGUCCUCGAUCCAUCCGUACCUCUUCGCGGGCGUAUACCGAGUCGUCGAUGCGGCGGCCAGCUUGCUACAUCUCUCUCCGCUGAGCCGGGCUGAUCUCUUGAUCGCGGGGCCCAAAGUGACCCAGGGGUUGAUAUCCGCCGUGGGGGACUAUUAUACGUGGAGGUUAGGUGGCAGGAUAUAUGGCAGCAGCAGUCCGGAGGCCGGGUUCAUCCUCGGGUUGACGGCCCUGAGUCCAUGGCAGUGGUUCUGCUCUACGCGGACGCUGUCGAACUGUCUGGAGACGAGUCUGACCAUCACCGCGCUGUACUUUUGGCCAUGGGUGUGGUCUGUCCCUCGGAGGGCUGGCAUAUCAGACGUUGCUAGUCUACGGAAAUGCUUGCUCCUGGCCUCGCUGGCAUGCGUCCUGCGUCCGACAAACACCAUCGUCUGGUUCUGUCUGGCUGCCAGUUUGACAUAUACCACCGUCCGUCAGAGCUGGGGCUCAUCCCUUCCAUGGACCAAGUCCCUGGCGCCCCUCGGCAUUCUCAUACGUGAAUGCUUCCUGUGCGGUUCUGCAAUCCUGGCCGUCUCCGUGCUGGCAGACCGUUCCUACUACGGAACAUGGACACUGCCGCCGUUUAGGUUCCUCUACUUCAACCUCGUCCAGUCUCUCGCUGUGUUUUAUGGCAAGAAUGACUGGCACUACUAUCUCUCACAGGGCUACCCGCUUCUGCUCAUCACUGCUCUCCCCUUUGCCCUCAUCGGCAUUUUCAAGUCUCUAGUUCCAGGAACAGCUUCCUCGACCAAUGUCUCUGCCUCAGUCAGACGACAGCUGGCCAUUGCUUGUCUUGCAAUGCCAGCAAUCCUCUCUCUCGUCCCUCACAAGGAAGUUCGCUUCAUAUACCCAAUAUUGCCCUGUCUUCAUAUUCUGGCGGCCCGUCCGAUUUCUCAAUUCUUUACUCCCUCGAUAUCUUCGGCGUCAGGAUCAUAUACGCCACGAAGACUGCUCUUGGUAUUCUUGGUUCUGGUCAACGUUGUCAUCGCCGUGUAUACGUCCGUUAUACAUGCCUCAGGCGUGAUUGAUGUGAUGGGAUACCUCCGCCAGCAACAAGACAGCCACUAUCGAUAUGAACCCACUCGCGGCCUCACAGCCGGCUUCUUGAUGCCAUGCCACAGCACACCAUGGCGAUCACACCUUGUAUCCCCCUAUAUUCGUGCCUGGGCUCUCGGCUGCGAGCCACCAGUCAACCUAUCACCAGAGGAGAAGGCCACCUACGUCGACGAGGCAGACUUGUUCUACAAGAGCCCGUCAGAAUUCAUAUCCCAGCGAAUGUCCAGCACCAGCCUGCUAUCCAACCACUUCAGAUCAACCGCGGGCCCCAAACAUGAAUGGCCCGACUACCUCAUCUUCUUCUCCCACCUCGAGCCAACGCUCAAAUCCACCCUUCGCUCCUCCCAGUACGCCGAAUGUUACCGCACCUUCAACACGGCCUGGCACGACGACUCGCGCCGAAAGGGCGACGUCAUAGUCUGGUGCCGCGACGCAGCGAUACAGUCUGACUGGCGCUCCAAACACGUCCCCGUGCAGAUUAAGACCGAACAAAGCCAACAGCAGCGUCACUUCGAUCGGAUCAUCAAUAUAUUAGCUAGAGAGCAAGGUGAUAACCAGCCAUGGUGGAAGGGGUGGUGGAGCAGUUUGUCCGGCCAAAAGAAGAAACAAGGUAUCUUCUCGUCGUUUCCGGCCCUGUUUCCAUUUCAUUCAGAUUCGUCUUGGUCUUGGCUGUUGACUCCGCGUAGGUCUUCGUCGUGGGGGUGGCCGUGGCAGCGGAAACGGAAAUCAGCGCUAUCCUCGCUGACGGACGCCGUGGCAUCGAUGUACGAGCGGAUUACCUCGCGCCGGCAGACAUCGAAUUCCCAGCGGAAUCUAUGGUCGUAG
Arthroderma uncinatum is the source of this 2340-nucleotide messenger RNA. RefSeq lists its product as uncharacterized. The record is from RefSeq and is a predicted model, not a curated record. Gene Ontology annotation, biological process: GPI anchor biosynthetic process. The coding region runs from base 1 to 2340 and encodes 779 amino acids. NCBI's taxonomy places the organism in Eukaryota, Fungi, Ascomycota, Eurotiomycetes, Onygenales, Arthrodermataceae. Gene Ontology annotation, molecular function: alpha-1,2-mannosyltransferase activity. The transcript is spliced from 5 exons. Gene Ontology annotation, cellular component: endoplasmic reticulum membrane.